CUGCUCGCAGUGACGCGCGGCGGCUGCACCUCGCAACAUGUUCACCGGUGCACUGCUCGCUUUUGUGUGUAUCCUGGGAACCACGACAGUCGCAGCAGAUGAUGCUGUCAAGAAAAAUGCUGGUCCGCUGACGGUGACUCCGUCUGGUCAGUUCCGCGGCUCGUGGAUGGAGUCGCGGCGCGGACGACGCUUCCAGGCUUACCGCGGGAUACGAUACGCCGAGCCGCCCGUGGGAGAGCUCAGGUUCCAGCCCCCGAAGCCGAUCCUCACAUACUCCGGCGAGGUGGACGCGACAGAGGACGGGCCGGCGUGCCCGCAGCACGCGCCACCCGGCUACCCAGUUGAUGAAGACUGUCUCACUAUCAACGUCUAUACUCCUCAUAAUAACAGCAGCUCAAAGCCCCUGCCGGUGAUCUUCUUCAUCCACGCUGGAGGGUUCUAUUCCAUGUCGGGACGCAGCGACAUCGCCGGGCCGCACUACUUGCUCGACAGAGAUGUGGUGCUUGUCACCAUCAACUAUAGACUAGCUUCACUUGGUUUCCUAUCCCUGGGCAACAAGUUAGCUCCCGGUAACAACGGCUUCAAGGACCAGGUGAUGGCACUCCGCUGGGUGCAGCGGAACAUCGCCUCGUUCGGGGGAGACCCGCACCUCGUCACCAUCGCGGGCUGCAGCGCUGGCUCGCUCAGUGUCAUGCUGCACAUGAUAUCCCCAAUGACUAAAGGCUUGUUCCACCGCGGCAUAUCUAUGAGCGGCUCGCCGUUCGCUAAGGCGCUCAUCCCGGCCGUCCAGUCGGACCUGGCACUGAAGCAGGCGCGCGUAUCUCACUGCCCGGAGGACAACACCACCGCGCUCUACCACUGCCUCAAGCCGAAACCUUGGAAAGAAGUCUCUGGCUCACUGCUCGGAUUCUAUGAGUUUGGCUACGACCCGCUCAGGCUCUGGCAUCCCGUGAUAGAGAAAGACUUCGGCCAAGAGCGGUACCUGGUCGAGGAGCCGAUGGAUUCGCUCCGGGAGGGCAGGGCGCGCACCGUGCCCUACAUCGUUAGCCAGACCAGUGACGAAUUCUUCUGGAAAGCAUUCACGAUCCUCAAAAACAAAACGCUGCUGGACCCGAUGAACUCCGAAUGGAAUCGAAUAGCCCCGAUCUCGUUCAUACUGCCGCGGAAUGAGACGAGCGACAGACUAGCGAGAAUAAAGCAGGCUUACCUCGGGGGCCACAAGUUGGUGAAUGAUGAGACCAGCACUCGCGGCUUGGGGAAGCUGUACGGAGAUUCUAUUACAGGUUUUCCUGUUCAUAGGCUUGCUAACCUGAUGUGCCGUCACUCGAAGCACCCUGUGUAUUACUACGAGUUCGCGUACGUUGGAAACCACAGCCACUACGAAGACUCCACCACCAAGAAACCAUUAUAUGCAGCUCACCACGACGACCUCAUUUACUUGUUCUCGUUGAGUUACCGCUACCCGAUGAUAGAUGUCUCUGACUCACACGACUCUAAAAUGGUUGACAAAAUGACUGCGAUCUGGUAUAACUUCGCUAGAUACGGGGAUCCAAACCCUCGCGAUGACACUCCAGAGCUGUCCUCAGUGACGUGGCCCACCAUGAAGCCAGGACAAAGGAACUACCUGCGACUCGGUCAGGAGUUUUCUGUUCAUCAGAAUUUGUCAGAAGACCGCUUUAAACUGUGGGACGAACUGUAUCCAAUAGUUUACUAAACAUUGUAUUUAGUGUGAUUUAAUUGACAAUAAAUACCUAAUAAACCAUUUAAUUAAUUAAAAUAAGUUGUUUGAUUAAUUAAUCAAUUAUGAUCAUUAAGAUUUUUUGAUCAAUUAGAUUUAGAUUUGCUCGAGGAAGACUUCUUUUUAAGUGUACAUGGUACAAAAGAGAUUGAAUGUAGCCAGCGAUUUCGCCCACAAGAACAUAAAAUCAGAAUAAAAACUGUCCUAUGUCAAUCCAGGUUAUAAACAUAAAGGUAACAAACUUCCUUACUAUAUGCAAUACUACAUACAAGCUUUCGAUUUGAUAACAUAAGUCUUAAAUGAAUGAAAUUAAAUGGAUGGUGGAUUAAAUGAUUUUCAACAAUCGAGUCAAAUGUCAGACCGUAUUCAGACACUUACAAUUAUGUCAGUAUGCCAGUACUCAGUGGUAAUGACCCGCGCCCUAAUCCCGUCCCAGACGCCUGCAGCAUAUCGUAUAGCAAUCAAGUAUAUCUACGAAUUCAAGUUCAGAUCGCAAGUAUGACUCAUGUUAUUGAUCGCUGCUAAUAUAGACCUUAUUUGGUCGCGAUAAAACUCUUUAUUGAUUAUCUUGCUUUUCAGCACCAAGAAUAACUAUCCAAAUCAAACUUUAUUCUUUCUUACGUAGGGUUGAAAAUGGUCGGAACAAAGUUUGAGGUUUAAGAGGCCUUCGAGAGCAAUCGCGCAUGCGUUUUGCCUCCUUUAUUCCCUACCCCUGGCAAAAUAGUGUUGGGAAUGAUUUAAAACAUAAAACAUCGAAAU
This is a messenger RNA of Trichoplusia ni (cabbage looper), 2497 nucleotides long. RefSeq names its product venom carboxylesterase-6-like. The transcript is spliced from 11 exons. The record is from RefSeq and is a predicted model, not a curated record. Lineage: Eukaryota; Metazoa; Arthropoda; Insecta; Lepidoptera; Noctuidae. The coding region runs from base 38 to 1714 and encodes 558 amino acids.